Messenger RNA from Stegostoma tigrinum, 3420 nucleotides. RefSeq names its product N-alpha-acetyltransferase 50, NatE catalytic subunit (gene naa50). The transcript is spliced from 5 exons. Gene Ontology annotation, biological process: mitotic sister chromatid cohesion. Lineage: Eukaryota; Metazoa; Chordata; Chondrichthyes; Orectolobiformes; Stegostomatidae. Gene Ontology annotation, molecular function: acyltransferase activity, transferring groups other than amino-acyl groups. The record is from RefSeq and is a predicted model, not a curated record. Bases 169 to 669 code for a protein of 166 amino acids. Gene Ontology annotation, cellular component: NatA complex.
AAAGCCCGACUGAGGUCAGGGGUCAGAGGUGAAGAGUGGGUGGCGCGGAGAGGAGCGUGCGCGGCGAGUGGCAUGUGUUAGGGGCUGAAGAGUUUGGGCGAUUCACCUCCAUCCUCCUGCUCCUCGCCGCUCGGUCACCAGGUGAAGACGGACAAGCGCCCGCCCAUCAUGAAGGGCCGGAUUGAGCUUGGAGAUGUUACCCCGCACAACAUCAAACAGCUGAAACGGUUAAACCAAGUCAUCUUCCCUGUAAGUUACAACGACAAAUUCUACAAGGAUGUACUGGAGGUUGGAGAACUUGCAAAAUUAGCAUAUUUCAACGACAUUGCAGUGGGUGCAGUGUGCUGUAGAGUGGAUCAUUCGCAAAACCAGAAGCGAUUGUAUAUCAUGACCCUGGGAUGCCUGGCACCAUACCGCAGGCUAGGAAUAGGAACUAAAAUGCUGAAUCAUGUGUUAAAUAUCUGUGAAAAGGAUGGGACUUUUGACAAUAUUUAUCUGCACGUUCAAAUCAGCAAUGAAUCAGCUAUCGAAUUCUACAGAAAAUUUGGCUUUGGAAUAAUAGAAACUAAAAAGAACUACUACAAGAGGAUAGAACCAGCUGAUGCACAUGUAUUGCAGAAAACCCUCAAAUACAUUUCUCCAUGCCAGAGUGUGGAAAAUCAGAAGUGAAAUAGUGGCUGAGCUUGCACGUUUGUUGCCAAAAAAAAGUCUGUACAGACGGUUGGGGGGCGAGCGUCGAGAGGAACCUGUUCUCUGCAACGCGUUGUGGCAAUAUUCUUACCACGUUAACCUGAAACCACUCAAAUUUAUUCUCGCAUAAAGCAUUCUGUAUCUUCACCAGUUAGAAUUAAUGUAUCUGAGACAAGCAACCCACCUGCCAGAACUGUAAUCAAAGCAUGGGGUUUGGGCAUGUUUUUAUUACUUUACCAGGUUCUAUAUGGGAUUUUUUUUUUUGUUUUCCAAUUCAAACGUGCAAAGAAAUGAUCUGAUUUUGUAUUUAAAAAAAUUCAGACCUAUUCAUGCAUAGUUCAUUUUUUCCAUAAAAGUUGAAUUAGUACUUUCAAGAACUAAUUGUCCUAUGAACUUAUUUGUGCCUAUUGGAGUUAUAUCUCCCACUUUUCAUUUCAUGGAAUAAAUAUUUCAAUUUUAAAAGUGAUGCUGGAUAGUCUGCUGUGCUCACUGGUUCAUUUUGUCAGCAGGAACCUUGUCCUGUCCUCUGUCCUGCUGGCAAAGUCCCAUGUGCCCACACAUUUGUCUUGUCUUGAUUCCACUUUAUUUUUUCUACUCUGACUAGAACAACCAUCUCUGUUUCAUAACAAGCCUGUAAUAUUCAAGAGAUGGAUGAGACUUCGAUGGAACACCAAGGUCAAGUGAAGUGGUGGAUAGAGUGUUGGAUAAGUUAUUAAAAAAUUUGCUUUUUAGAAAUCUUCCACAGGAUGUGGGUGUCACUGGUGAAGUUGUUACCUACCUCUAAAUACAUUUUGAGAAGAUGUUGAGCUGCUGCAUUGAACCUCUGCAGUCCAUGCACACUGGGGCAGCAUGGUGGCUCAGUGGUUAGCACUGUUACAUCACAGCACCAGUGAUUCUGGUUCAAUUCCACGCUCGGGUGACUGUGUGGAGUUUGCACAUUCUCCCCCGUGUUUGUUUCGUCCGGCUGCUCCAGCUUCCUCCCGCAGUCCAAAAGAUGUGCAGGUUAGGUGAAUUGGCCAUGCUAAAUUGCUGAUAGUCUCCACAGAUGUGCAGGCUGGGUGGAUUAGCCAUGGGAAAUGCUGGGUUACUAGGAUAGGGUAGGGGCUGGGUCUGGGUAGGUUGUUCUGAGGGUUGAUGUUGACUUGAUCGGCCAAAUGGAUUGCUUCCACACUGUAGGGCUUCUUUGAUCCUAUUCUAUGAAGGUUCCAAUAUUUUGAUCCAGUGACACUGAAGGAAGGCUAAAAUAGAGACUUAAGACGGUGCGUGGCAUGUAUGAAUUUUUAGUUGGUAGAUGUAGUCGCUAAUCAAGAGGACUGCCUUGACCUGGAUAUUGGACCUGCAUCACGUGGGCUAGUGAAGAAUAUUCCAUCACACUUUUGACUUCUGCCUUGUAGAUGGUAGACUGGCUUAGAGAGGUUAAGAGAUUUGUACCCCAGAAUAUUUCUUGAAAAAUGGUUAUUCUUUCACGGGAUGCAAUCAUCACCAGUAAGGCAAUCGUUUGUUCUCCAUUUUUAAUUGCCCUAAUUUUGUGUGACUGAAUGGAGCAUUUUGGAGGGUAGUUUACCACACUGCUGUGGGUCUAGGGUCACAUGUAGGCCAGACCAGGUAAGGACAGUGGAUUCCUUGCCUAAAGGAUGCUUGGUGAACUUGAUGGGUUUUAUGACAAUUGAUAAUUCCAUCACUGGAGUACUUUCCAGAUUUAUUACUUAAAUUCCAUCAGUUGCUGCAGAUAGGAUCUAUAUUAGUCCAGUGAUAAUACCAUUACUUCACCAUCUCCUCAGGAUUCCCAGCCCGUGACUGGCCUUUGUAGCUACAGUAUUCAUAUAGUUGAUUCAGUUCCCUUUCUGAUCAAUGAUAACUCCCCAGGACAUUGAUAGUGGGGGAUUCAGUCAUUGUAAUGGGAUCAAACAAGGAAAUUCCAGACCAAUUAAACAACUAAUUUAGUUCUGUCUUUACAGAAGAAGAUACAAAUAACUUUUUCGAAGUGCUAGGGAAGCAAAGAUCUGUUGGAAGUAGGAAUGAAAGGAGUUUACAAAAAAAAUUGCCAGAGAAAUUAGUGGACUGAAAGCUGAUACUACAUGAGGAUGUCAGUAAAAUAUUGGUAUGGAUUGUAAUUUGGUUAGCAGUCAAGAAACACAGCCAGAAUAAAUCGUUCAUUUUUGGAGUGGAAAGUUUUGCAGGAAUCAGUGCUUCAUGCCCAGCUAUUUUAAAUAUAUCUCAAUGAUUUUGUUUGAAAUAUUACACGCCGUUCCAAGUUUGCAGCAGUUCUAGAUGGUGAGUUGCAAGGAAGAUGUAAAGAGACUUCAGGACAAUUCAGACAGGUUUGGUGGGUGGAUAGAUGUAUGGUAGAUACAGUAUAACGUGGAUGAGCAUGAAGUUGUAUAUUUGGAUCGGCAAGUAGAUGUAGGGGUGAAGGUCCAGAGAAAAAGCUAACUGUCUCCAGGAUACAUGGUAGACCUAUUUCAGACUGUGAUGAAGAGACAUUUUGUCACUCAGACUGGUGGACCUGUGGAAUUCCCUACCACCGAAUACUGUGCAAGCCAAUUAAAAUCUUUUAAGAAAAGUUUUGAUUUAUACAUGUUAAAGAUGUUGGAGCAGGGGUAUGGCAUUGAAAUGGAGGAUCAGCCAUAAUCCAUGAAGAGUGGGCCCACUGUUUUCUCCUGCACCUGUUGUUUACAUUUCUUUGAAUGUCAUGGGAGUGAUCAUUAAACGCUGCCUUGUUGGAGACAA